AUGUCAUGGUUAUUCGGCAAGGGAAAGAGCUCGAAUGAACAAACACAGAAACACAGCGAGUUCGAACCGGAUUCACAUAUCAAUGAAAAGCUAGGGUUUGAUCCGCAGCAACUAACGAGCGUAUCCAAUAUAAUUUCGAGUCCCGGUGCUCUGGAUCCUGCAAGACUUCAUCCGUUGGCCGGGUUGGAAAAGGGCGUGGAGUAUCUAGACCUUGAGGAGGAACAGCUUUCCACACUUGAAGGUUCGCAGGGUUUAAUCCCAUCCCGUGGGUGGACCGAUGACCUGUGUUACGGGACCGGUGCAGUCUACCUAGUUGGAUUGGGAAUCGGUGGUUCGUACGGGUUUCUGGAGGGCUUGAGAAAUAUACCACCCAAUAGUCCAGGAAAGCUGCAGUUGAAUACAAUUCUAAAUCACAUCACUAGGAGAGGUCCAUUUUUAGGUAACAACAUGGGUGUCUUGGCAUUAACUUACAAUUUAAUAAACUCGACAAUCGAUAGUUUCAGAGGUAAACACGAUACGCCGGGCUCCAUAGUUGCUGGCGCGCUAACGGGUGCCAUUUUUAAAUCUUCGAAAGGUUUGAAACCAAUGGCAUAUGCAUCGGCUUUAACAGCGGGUACAGCUGCUACAUGGUCCGUGCUCAAGAAAGGUAUACUAGAAUAG
Messenger RNA from Zygotorulaspora mrakii, 660 nucleotides. RefSeq names its product protein transporter TIM23 (gene TIM23). The coding region runs from base 1 to 660 and encodes 219 amino acids. Gene Ontology annotation, biological process: protein import into mitochondrial matrix. Gene Ontology annotation, molecular function: transmembrane protein transporter activity. The transcript has a single exon. Gene Ontology annotation, cellular component: TIM23 mitochondrial import inner membrane translocase complex; mitochondrial inner membrane. The record is from RefSeq and is a predicted model, not a curated record. Lineage: Eukaryota; Fungi; Ascomycota; Saccharomycetes; Saccharomycetales; Saccharomycetaceae.